AUGCACGUCACUGUACAGCUCAGCCUACUCCUGUCUCUCGCUUCCUCGCUCCCCCUGGUCUCGGCUAUCCCACAGCACGAUGGCCAGGCAUAUACAUUCCCCUCGACCGGCCGCAGUGCCACUGCAGACACAGAUCCAGUGCUAGAGGUCCGACAGGGCGCAUACAGACCGCCGUCAGCAUGGACAAGGCUGCGGGACUCGAUCGUUGAAUCGGUGUGGGGGGUUCCGCAGCGUGGAAAGGACAGUGAGACGAAGACGGGGAAGCAGUCAGAGGCGGCGUCAAAGGCACCAGCGACGCUGCAGGCGAGAUACGGAGAGGAUGUGGUCCUUAGAUUUACGAUCAAGACCCAGGAGGAAAUGAAGGCGCUGGUCGAGGCAUCGAACAUUCUAUUUCUUGAUGUCUGGGGCACGCAUGAUGACGGGAUUCCAUCUCUCCUCGGGCUGCUUCCCCCGUCUCUACAGACCUCCCAUGUCCCAUUGAUCCGCGAUCUGGCGCAGGCUAUAUACGAGUCGUACCCGAAGAACAACCCAUCCUCACCAUCACAUCCGGGAGCUACAACCCGCCGCUUCUCUCCGUCUGCCAGCACGCCGGAAUCACAACCUCACGAAACCAAGAACAUCUUCUUCCAGGACUACCAGCCCCUCUCAGUCCUUCUUCCAUGGAUGCGCCUGCUCGUGUCCAUGUUCUCCUCCCACACCACCUUGAUCAGCGUGGGCACGACAGCUGAGGGCCGCGAUAUACCUGCCCUCCGGGUCGGCGUACACCCGACAAACAACGCACAGCAAGCUCCCAGACGCCGAACAAUCGUCAUCAGCGGCGGUGCUCAUGCCCGCGAAUGGAUCAGCGUCUCCACAGUCUCAUACAUUGCAUACUCUUUCAUAACAGGCUACGGGAAGUCCCGAUCCAUCACCAAACUACUAGAACAAUUCGACUACGUCUUCAUUCCCACCGUCAACCCAGACGGAUACGUAUAUACCUUCUCUACCGACCGUCUGUGGCGCAAAAACCGACAAUCGACUUCCCUCUCCUUCUGCCCCGGAAUCGACCUCGACCGCUCCUGGGGAUUCGAAUGGGAUGGUAACGCGACUCGUAGUAACCCCUGCUCGGAGAGCUAUGCAGGCGAGGGGCCGUUUGAGGCCAUCGAAGCCCGCGAAAUCGCCGACUGGGCCCGCAAAGAAGUGACGGAGAACAACGUCCAUUUUGCUGGGUUUGUAGAUCUGCACUCCUACUCGCAGCAGAUCCUGUAUCCAUACGGCCACUCGUGCGCCCAUCUACCCGCCAACCUAGAAAACCUAGAAGAGCUAGGUGCAGGUCUAGCGAAGGCCAUUCGUCGGUCGUCGCGAGAGAUAUAUGACACUAAGGCUGCAUGCAGAGGUAUCGUGGCGUCCGGUGCUAGGGAAAAGGGCACCAAUGAACCAGUUGCCUCGUAUGCACUCGAAAGCACGGCCGGGAGUGCGCUGGACUGGUUCUACCACGACCUCGACGUACGGUUCUCAUACCAGAUCAAGCUGCGGGACCGAGGGAGCUAUGGUUUCCUGCUACCGAGAGAACAUAUCGUCCCGACCGGCAAGGAGAUCUACCACGCUGUUGUAGCUAUGGGGAAGUUCUUGGUUAGCCCACAUAUCCUGGAGGAGGAAGUGGACGAACCCCAUGCCGGAGAGCAGACACAGGACAACAGCUACGACGAGGAUGGAGAUAACUUAUUCCGCGCCCAGGGAGGCGAUCCUCAGGUGCGCUUUACUAGAAGGAAUAUUGGCGCGCAUGAUGACGAUUCCGAAUAG
This is a messenger RNA of Microsporum canis CBS 113480, 1782 nucleotides long. RefSeq lists its product as hypothetical. The transcript is spliced from 2 exons. Gene Ontology annotation, molecular function: metallocarboxypeptidase activity; zinc ion binding. The record is from RefSeq and is a predicted model, not a curated record. Gene Ontology annotation, biological process: proteolysis. The coding region runs from base 1 to 1782 and encodes 593 amino acids. NCBI's taxonomy places the organism in Eukaryota, Fungi, Ascomycota, Eurotiomycetes, Onygenales, Arthrodermataceae.